This is a messenger RNA of Bactrocera dorsalis (oriental fruit fly), 9853 nucleotides long. RefSeq lists its product as uncharacterized. The record is from RefSeq and is a predicted model, not a curated record. The transcript has 4 exons. Bases 1676 to 4912 code for a protein of 1078 amino acids. Lineage: Eukaryota; Metazoa; Arthropoda; Insecta; Diptera; Tephritidae.
UCCAAAAAAAAUUCACAAAUUUUACAAAAAUUUGAAAUUAAUUAAAACGCGCAGAAACUCGUAACAGAACAAAAAAUACAACAACAUAAUGCACAACAACAAAAAAUAAUAAGCGUAAAUGCGAAAACUUGGUCAAGUGAACGGCAAGGAAUUUAUGGGCAGCGCCAGCAAACAUAAUUAAGCACAAAUCAGACACAAAAAAUAAAAGUAAAAUUAAAAUUAUAAAAAAACAGCACACGCAAAGCGCAAAAAGCUGCAUAAAUUUCAAAUCAGUCAGUUAGUCAGUUAAUCACUCAAUCAGUCAGCAGACACUAGCAUACAGAGCAGCGAUAAAAAGCCACGAAAUUUGUACAAUACAUUGCGCAAACACACUGCAGCCAUAUUUAUGCCAAACAAUUAAACAUUUUAAAGUGCUUAAACACAACAACAACAACAAAACCAUUAGAAAAUAAAGCUUCAAAAACGGUAUUUUUAAAAACAUUUACGUUAAAUAUAAAAUUAAAAAAUAAACACCAAAACGUAAAACAACGAAAUUGUGCCACAAACAAAAACAACAAUAAUUCAGCCGUAAAACGUUGGAAAUUGUGUGCAAAAUCGCACAGCGCAUCCGCGAUACUCAGCUGCUUGGUACGCCAACAGAAUUUCGAACGCGACUCCAAGUGCUUUAUGUGUGACACACUGCGAAAUCCGCCAAAUAAACAAAUCACAACAAGACGUACAUUGCGAAAAAACGCAAAAAAGCAACACAAAAACAACAACCAAACACUUAAGUUCGUCUUUAAAGUCGCGUUGAAACAUCUUCGACUGAUGGCGACUUUCCACAUAAAAAUUUUCUCGCCAAAUAAAUAAGCCAGCGACUUGGCACUAACUGCAUUUUGGAAACCACAAACAACGGCGCUGCACAAAAAAAAAAAAAAUUAGCAAAAAAGAACAUCAACAACAAAAAAUUAAAAACAAACAAAAAUAAAAUUACAGCAAAAAAUAAAAAUAAACUGUAAAAAACACAAACCAGCCAAAAGCAUCUUCUUCGGAAUUUCAAACACAAUAAAUUUGGGAUUAACCAGCUGCAUUAAUCGGCAGCGGCGGCGUCAACGGAAAUCGCUGGUUCAAUGUUGCGUCUGCAUUUUGUUGGUAAGUGCCCAUAAACAACACUAAGCAGUAAACAGCCUUCAAGCGGUCCAGCGCCAAUUGCAAACAUUUACAGUUUUUCGCCAUUACAUUGCCAGCCGCCAGCAACAUUUCACACGCAACUUUACUCUCGUUCCACCACACGCUUCUACCCACAGGUUGGCAGCGCGCUGCAUAAUGCAUUGGCUCGCUAAAAGAAACUGUAAUACCACCAAACUUUGUACCGUUGUUGUAGCGGUAUUACCAUUAUGAAUCACCGCGUGACGUGCACGUGAAUCAUAAAGGGCGAAAAGCAUUUCGGUGGUAUUUUAUUCUCCUUUCGUGGUUGUCUCAUUUGAAUACCAAAUUUUGCGUGGAACUAAAGUGCAGAAGCAGCAGCAGCAAUCAAAGCAGCUGCUAAGAGUGGAAAGGAAGGAGGAAGUGAUCUUCGGAACGACGCGCAAGAUUUUGCGUGGUCAAUAGCGGAAAAUAUUGUCUGGGAGACGCGCAACAUUAAGUCAAGUGCAUAAGCAGCAGGGCGCUGGUGAAUUCUUAUCGUGAGAACGUUAUGGCAUCACAUUUGAGUUGGCUCGUCAAAUUACUCUUCCUACUACUGAUGUUGGCGCGAGCACCGACGAUCGACACGCGGCCCGCCAGCGCACCACCAACAGUCGAUCUCAUUGCGGGGAAUGAGUUUCUCAAGUUGCUUUUCGAACGUGAUGAAUCGCAGCGCGAACUGCACAGCGGUGAGCACGACGAUGCCAACGAACGUGUGGUGCGCGGACUGCAGGCACGUAGCGACAGCAGAGGGGCUGUUGGCGAAAGGCGAGUGACGCGCGCCGAUCAUUACCAAUCGACAGGCGAUGCCACCACGCAGUCAAGUGAUUUGGGUAAUAGAGGCGCGGCGGCGCGUAGUCUUAGUUAUAAGAGUCGUAAUGUGCAGAACGAAGCGACAGCGACGACGACGGCGAAGACAACGCUAGCGAGCGAGGAGGGCAAACAAGUGGUGAAGUUGGUGACAUCAGGUAGUAAAAUUGUGUUCCUCGAAGAAUACGACGACAAUGACGCCAUUGUGGAUGCAGUGGCGCGUGACAUUGAUCUAAAAAAAGAAACAACACAAACACACAGUAAACAGACAUCAAAGCCAAUAGCGACGGAACAAGUGCCCAUGCAUGUUGAAGCAAAUCCUAGCGAUGAAGUCAAGGUAGUGGCGGUGAGUGUGUCAUCAUCGAGCAAACGUGGUGGCCAAAGUCGCACAACAACAACAAACAAUCAAUAUCACAUAGCUGACACAGUUAUGUCAAAACAGAGCAAUAUAUUCACCGAGACACGUGCGCCAAUGCCACACACAGACAACAUGCGACAGCCGCACAAGCAAACACCACAUGACAACAGCGCUGACAAAAACCAGAGCGCCGACAACAUGUCCGCCAUGACGGCAACAGCGACAACAACAGCGCCAACUGCGCCGAUGACUGCAUCGGCGGCUACCUCAACGAUGGACGACUUUGUGAAUCGCUCACACAAAAGUGAAUUCUCCAUUGAGGAAGCCGAACCGUUGACAAUGUCGCCACAAAAAUUGCGCGGCGCACCGCAUGCAGCACGCGCGAAUAGUCCACGCUCACUGCACACGCCACAUGCCGUGAGUGGACGUGCCGUUAAAAUGGCUGCCAACCUGGAUGUGGUCGACUCGGAGAAUAGCGCUUCGACCAAUAUACAAAACGUAUUGGCAGCGCCACUGACGCAGUCCGCUUCCACACGCACCGCUACUGUCACCGCACCAGCUGCAUAUCAGAGUGGCGCGAACAAACGUAAUGGCACGUCCGCGCCCAUAAAUCACAGCCUGGCAAAUGCAGCGCGCUCACAUGUCAACACGCAAAUUAGCGGUGCUGAUGACAUGAGCGUUGGCGUUAUGCGCGACACGUCCGCAGCGGUGGCGCAAGUUGAUGCCGUCAACGCUGAUAUGGAUGAGAAAUUGUUGCCCUUCCAAACGGUGAUCUAUCACAAUACCAAGGAAGGACAUGGCCCGCAGUCCCGCUCAAUAUCGUAUAGUUCGUUGUCACAGAAUGUGGAAGAUUUGCAUGCGUGGCGACACUCGGGCAUUUUGGCCGAAGCGCAGCGCAAUGUUAGCGAGAGUUUAAAACCCUUACAACGUGCACAAUUGGCGCACAAUUCAGAGCCGGCAAAGUUUUAUUCGGUGCCAUCGAAAAUGUACAGCGAACCGUCGAAGUUUUACUCCGAACCAGCUAAAGUAUAUUCGGAGCCGUCUAAAGUUUACGGCGAGCCCGAAAAGUUUUAUUCCGAACCCGCUAAGGUAUAUGGACAACCAUCGAAGUUUUAUUCCGAACCAGCAAAGGUAUACUCACAGCCUGCCAAAGUCUAUGGUGAACCGGCGAAAACUUAUUGGUCGCCAAGCGCCGCUGGUGUCGCCGUAACGGCUUCACCGUCUACGUCAAGCUCCACAAGCAGCACAACUACAACCUCAACCACGACUACACGCCCUGGGCGUUAUAUGCCCUCACGCCGACCCGCCAUUGUGUCACGCAUCGCUUUCGGUGAGGCGCAAACCUCAACAACAACGCCGCCACAGCUUUCAGAUGAACACCCACCAGUCACAAUAUCGUCAAUAUCCACUAACCAGCAUCAACAGCCACACCACACGCAUCACACACGUUUCCACUCGCAUGCGCAUAGCCAUAGUCACAACAGUCACGGUGCGCAUAGUUCGCAUAGUGCACAUGAUUCACAUAGUUCGGUGCAUGCACACGCGCAUACUCAAGCCAACAGUCAGUCCAACGUCGAAACAGCCGCGCAACCUGCUCAAUCGCAAUCACUAUCACAGUCACAUGCGGCACAAUCGCAACCACGUCGGGUACUCUUCAACUUGGAUAAAUUGCCGUAUGAUUUAUUGAAUGCGCCGCAAUCACCGCAACAUCUCUUGGAUCCCGACUUCUCGCACAGUCCACCGGCGGCUGUUACCUACUCAUCGCCACGGCAACGCCAAUGCUUGGAGUCCGCCUUCUCGGCGUCGUUGUCUCAAUCAGCCUUGCAACAGCAACAGCAGCAGCAACGUCAAUAUUCGUCAUUGUCGGACCAACAUUCUAAUCAAAAUGCCAAAGGAUUGCCUAAUCGAGAUCUAGUCAAGUGUGUUUCCAAAUACAACCAACCAUUAGCCCCAUCAACGGCGACAACAGAGAGCAGCCACAAUGGCGACGACGACAAUAACGAUAACGACGACAGCGGCGGCGGCGGCGGCUUGUAUACGCCGACCCCAGAGCAAAAUUACGAAAUUGAAGAGUCCGUAAGUGUUAUGACAAACGGACGAGCCCACGGUAUACAAGGCAAUGCGGCGGUGACUACAACGGCCAGACCAUCAUUUGCACUGCGCACCACGAAAUUCCCCAGUCGGGGUGCGAUACACCAUCAACAACAACAGCACCAACAACAACAUUACUAUCACGGCAACGCCAACACAAAUGCCAAUAUAGACAACAACUAUGAUGAUAAUGUGGCGCAGGUUGGUGGUUUGGAUGGCGGCAGCGAUGACGAUGGCAUUGCUGGGGAUGGCAGUAAAACCGGCGACGGCGGCGACGACGACGAUGCCAAGGUGGCGUAUGUGGUCGAGGGACGCAACUAUCGCAAGUAUCGCGUAGAGGAGAAGACCGACGACGGUUUCAUUGUUGGCGAGUACGGUGUGGUGGACCAUAAUGAUGGUAAUUUACGUGGCGUACGUUACACCGCCGAUUCCACCAUCAAUCGCAGUCUGAUACACAAGGCGUUGUUGACAUUUCUUAAGCUCAAGUAGUCAAAUGCACAGCGUAAGGUGAUGGUGGCGGCAUAGCGCUGUCAUUGCGUACGGCAUAUGGCGGCAUAAGUGCAUACUCGAUUAUAAGGUGGCUGGUGGUGCGUAAAACGUAUAGCGGUGGGCGGCAAUGUGUGGUGCAUACGCGCAGACGCACACAUCAGCGCAAGCGUCUGCAAGCACAUCUCUCUCGGGGGUAGUGAGUUGCUGACGCGCGGGUUGUGUGGUCAUCAAAAAUUUAUACUGAACGCCACGCGUUGCACCAACGGCUACGUUCUGCGUGACCUAAAGCUGGCUUAGCAUGCAGUAUGCUGGCUGUUAAACGCCGACGCUAUGACAGCUAUGCGCGCCUAUUCGCAGACAGCGCGUCGUUAAGCGCAAAGUAUUUCUUGUCUAUUCCUUGUGAGUUAUUCCUUAUUUUAUACGUUUAUUUUUAUAUUUUUUUUAUUAUUUGCAAUUUUAUUUUCGUGUUUUGUACUUUUGUUUAAGACCCAUUAGACAAGCUGAAAAAUAUGUGAUCCAAGUCGUACUGUAGGUAGUUUAACUAGGAAGGAAUACACUAAUACAUAUAAAGCAUCUUAAGCGUAUACAACUAGCAUACUUAGGCACAAAUACAUAUACAUUUAUAAGCGCAUACUGCAUUAGUAUGUAUGCACUCUCGUAUUUAGUUAGCAGAUAUUCGUAAAUAGCGCUCAUUUUUUAUUAUUAUUUUUUCAUAGCUGAUAAAAUGUCAAUAUUGCGCAUUGAUUGCAAUCGCUUGUGUAUUUAAUUUAUUAUAGUUUUUUGUAUAAUUUUUUUAAUAUUUAUUUCAAUUUUUUUUUCUGCACACAGCACUUACCAGCGUACAUAUGCUUGUAUGUAUGCGCGUGUAGUUGCUAGAGUUUAGUCUUCGUUUUAGUUAACUCAUGUUUAGUGAUUUAUUGCAGAUGAAAACAACUUGCCAUAAAUUCCCGUAGCAAAACAAAACAUAUAAAAAACAAAAAAAAAGCAAAACAACAACAAGACAGCAGUUAAAAAACUAUUCGUAUUUGUAAUUUAGCAAAAGUGUUUUAUUCUUAAAUAUAUAUAUAUAUAUCUACAAAUCAUAUAAAAUAUACAACUGCUUAGUAUUAGCUACACAAGUUUGUUUGUAUGUCGUAACUUCAAUACUCAUAAGUAAUUGCAACAAGUCGAUAUUUUUUUCUAUACGGACCAUCAGUGUCCACGAUGCAAGCUAAUAAUUAUUUAUAUGUAGCAAUAAUUGUUUGAUUUAGCAUUAAUUUAAGCGGUAGACAAUUGAUUAGUGUUAAACGAGAUUAUUUAGAGACAAAAUCUUUACUUGUAAGUUUUAUCAGAUGAACGUGUUUUCGUCGACAAAAGCAUGCUUUGAAGAAACUUUAGGCGAACAAAUUUAUUUAGACAAAAAUUGGAAAGCAAAAUAUAUAUACAUAAAUCAGCGGUAAAUAAAUUUUACAUAAAUACAUAUCAAUAGUAAAUAAAACUUACUACAUAUUUUUAGUUAUAUGAAAUCACUACGCUUUCAUUUGCAAUUAUAAAUCAAUCGAAAAGUGGUUAUACUAAAAACACACAGGUAUUACUGACCUAACCCAGUGAUUCCGACAUUGGCAUCAGCAGCGCAUGAGUAUUAUUUUUAUGAGACCAGUGACUUGGAAUUUUGUUAUAGCUUAUACGGUGACAAUUUUUUUAAUUUGUAUCAAUUAUAUCAUAAGAACGAUAGAUAUUUUGCCAUUAUUAAAAAGCAAAUUCAAUUCCAUUAGCACGUGCUAAAAUUAUUCAACAACUGAGAAGAUAUCGUCACCUAAAAUGCAAAAUAACGUAACACCACUUUUCAUAGGUUGACAGGCAAAGGAACAACGAUAUAAUAGAAACCACGCACAUUGAAACAAAAUUUGAGUUUUGGUUAUAAAAUGGUGACAGAUUGGUUAUAUGUUGGUUAUAUGUCGGUUAUAUAUCGGUUACAUAUUGGUUAUAUGUCGGUUAUAUGUUGGUUAUAUAUUGGGUAUAUCUGACAGCGCAAGCUGAAAAUUUAAUGCUACAUACAUAUGUGCGAUAUGAUGUAAUGAAUCGUAAGCAAUAAAAAACUCAAUUUAGAUUUUUGUGAUGAUACGUUGUUUUGUUCUUAGAGCAUUAAACAAAAGAUCUCUCGUAUAACCAGUUAUUCAGCAUUCGAUACCUUACCCAACUAAUAGGUAUGAAAAAGGGUUGCUUUUGACACGACCUGCCACAAAUGGCAAGGAAAUGGAAAAUCUGACAGUUCACUUCUAUUAUAAAAAAAGCCACACAAUAAAUAAUGCGAAGUUGGUAAAAAAAACCCAACAACAUAGAUGAGCACCUGGAAAUAGCAGUAAAAGCUCGACCAAGCGGGAAUAAAAGUCAGUUACAUAAAGAACACAUAUAUCAUCGAACUUCAAAAAGACACUAUCUUAAAAAUUUCUUUAUGAAAAAUCAUUUCAAUUCAUCAAUCCGUAUAACCUCACUUCAGUUUACUUUCAUAGUGCUGGUAUGCAUGUAAAAAUGAAAUGUUAAAAAUUAUCCUAAAGACUUCGAAAUGGUCCCUAAAAAUUACCAAUCGUAUUUAGCGAGUGUUUAAACUUUGAAAAAAAACCAACAAUCUUGAGAUUUUUUUUUAAAUAUUUGAAUGUUUGUUUUUGGCUUAGGCGAACAUCAGAGAAAUUUGACAUAUGAGCUGGCUUUAAAUGUUAAAUAUAUCUAAAACAGAGAUAGAGAUAACGAUAGUUUCCACCAGCCUCAAAACAUCACUUGGAACGCGCAACUAGAGCAUGGAAAGAUUUUUUAUGUCAACACAGAAUGCGUUUUUCAUAUUGAUUUUCAGUUUUGUAAAUAAAAAAUAGUCACUUGGUUAUAAGUAGAUCAUGCGAAUACGGAGGUUGAUUGAUGAGAGAAAUCAGUGUUUUCAUCAAAACUCGUUCAUGUUUAUGGUCUUUCUUUAGAUCAUGUCAAAUAAACGCGUACAGACCUUCAUCUAAGCCAAAAUUUUAGUUAAAAUCGUCCAAAAACUGUUUUUAUUUGUAUUUAAACUCACUAGCUUCUGAACGACCUGGCCCAUGUUCGUCAUUUAAAUUGUCAGGAUCAUUUUUAAAUCGUACAAACCAGCUAAUUAAUUCUCGAAAUACUUUUAAGCUCCUUCAGCACAUUUUGUUUUAUGUGAUGUGAUCGACUGAAAACGUGUUCCACGGAGCGGCAAUUGCAGUUUGAGGAACAAAAAAAGAAUGACAAAAAGUCAAAUCUGCUGAAUUCGGUGGUUGAUCAAUGAAAUUAGUUGCAUUUUUGGCAUAAAACUCGGUCACAAUCGUAGCUCGCUGAGAUAGUGCAUUAUCACCGUGUAAGAUCUAUGAAUCGUUCUACCACAAUUCCAGCCGUUUUUGACAGAUGUUCUUACGCAAACGCCCCAAUAUGGCCAAUUAGAACUCCUUAUGGACCGUCUGUCCCUCCGGAACAAACUCAUGAUGCACCAAAUCAUGAAUAUCGAAAAAAGCAAUGAGCUUCACCUUGAUUUUUCAGGUUUUUAUGGUUUCGACUCGUUUUUGUUCCCUCCAUUCCGAUGAUUGUUAGCUUGUUUGCAUGUCAUACUUAUAAAUCCAUGUCUCAUCGACAGUUCCAUGAAUUUGGGAUUGGAUUUCACUUAGCAAAAUACAUUUUUUUAAAUAACAUUCACCCGAGAUUUAAUUACAAUUUCCGGUUGCUUUUUUGUCACAAUUUAUAUGAAGUUACCUUCUUAAUGCUGUUUGCUGGAUAAUGCUGAACGUUGUAUGAUUUAGGUAUGAAGUGCGGUUAUUUUUGGAAUAAACGUUGUACGAUGACAUGAUAUGGUCUACAGGAACUUUAUUUGCUAAUAUACUUAUUGUUUCAGAGAUUUGAAAUAGUUUUAUAAAUAUUUUUUUCAACAGUAGGAAUUUUCAAAUAUUUGUGGGAAGCUAAAAUCAGAAGCGACCCUAUGGUAUUGAGAUAGCUGCGAAAUUCGAUUGCUUUGAGUUAAGGGGAUAUGAUCUAGAUUUUCUGUGCUUUAUCACCUUUUACGUACGUAUAUCAAUUCUGAUAACCUUUGAAUUAACCUUACACACCUUUGGUGACCAGUUUGAAGUAGAAGACUUUGUUCAAGGUUAUAAAAAAUGUUUAUUGAAUAAAAAAUUACAAUCUGUAUAUAAUGAAAAUUAACACAUUAAUGGCCAUUAUUUGUAAAAAUGAAAGUUACAUUAUAAAAGCUAAAUAAUUAUUAAAAAAAUUAUUAAAAAUAAAAUGUAAGAGCCGCGGUUAGUAAAUAUCGAAAGUAGUAUAACUAAAUAUGUAAAUAUAUCUAAAUAUAAUAUAAAUAUAUUUUAAUAGUUGAAUAAAUAAAGACAAAACAUUCGAGCAUUUAUUGCCAGCCGCAAUAUUUCCUAUAAAAGGUAUCAACUGCUACCUUGAAUUGUUCCUUUUUUUAAAUAAAUGAAGAAAAACUCAAAUAUUUACAACAAAAACAAAAACUCGAACGAACUUGUUGUUAAGAGCUAACACGAAAUGCUCAAAUUUAUAACUUAUUUAUUUGUACUAAUUCUAGUAAUAUAAGUAAUUUAGUUAACAUGAAGUUCGAAAUAUUUCAAGCAAAUACGAUAACUGUAAAACUUAUGCCACUAAAGUAGACAUCACAAUAUGAACUAUUUAAAUAUAUAAGCAAUUGUUUGCGAAAUUAGUCUAAAUGUCCGAGCGAUAUUAUGUAAAUAUUGUUGUAUAUACUUAAAAUAUAAUAAUUUACCAUCAUUUGUCUCUUAAUAAAUGAAGUCAAUAAUGAGUUGAAAUAUUAUAAUUAAUUACAAAAUAAAACAAACAACGAACGAAAACAAUCAAAUUGGUUUUAUUGCAUUAUCUUACUUUGUAAGAGCGAUGGAUGUAAGUGAUCUACUUAUUUGGUAUUUAUUGUGUACUUGGGUUGGUACACCUACACUG